Molecule: messenger RNA, 1989 nt
Organism: Oncorhynchus gorbuscha (pink salmon)
Lineage: Eukaryota; Metazoa; Chordata; Actinopteri; Salmoniformes; Salmonidae
Product: inverted formin-2-like
Exons: 9
Coding region: 183-1718 (511 amino acids)
Biological process (GO): actin cytoskeleton organization
Molecular function (GO): actin binding; small GTPase binding
Source: RefSeq, a predicted model, not a curated record
GAGAUGCAGAGAACAGCGCAGCAGGGUUUGGACACAACAGUCUGUAUUCCAUAGUUUCUACUAGAACGCAGGAAUUGUGGGAAAGCGGUUACUUUUCGAUAUAAGUGUUGCCUUCGAUUUGCUGUGGAAUUCGUCCUUCUUGCAGGCUAAGGGACUCAGUAACCUCACCUUUAUUGGUUGCCAUGGCAGCCAAGGCAUCCAAAGGGAAGUGGGAGGCCCUAAAGGAGCACCUGACCAGCAGCCCCCCGGACCCAGAUGCUCACCUAGAGGCCAACUUGGAGAACGCAGAUCCAGAGUUAUGCAUACGACUGCUACAGGUACCCACGGUGGUCAACUACUCAGGGCUGCGGAGGCGUCUGGAGGGGAGUGACCAGGACUGGAUGGUGCAGUUCCUGGAGCUCAAUGGGCUGGAUCUGCUGAUGGAGGCCCUGGAAAGGUUGUCUGGCCGUGGAUGUGCCCGCAUCGCUGAUGCCAUCCUCCAGCUCACCUGUGUGGCCUGUGUGAAGGCAGUGAUGAACUCCUCCGCUGGGCUGCACUUUAUACUGGACAAUGAGGGAUACGUCAGGACCCUGUCACAAGCACUGGACACGUCCAACACCAUGGUGAAGAUGCAGGUGUUUGAGCUGCUGGCAGCCCUCACCAUGUUCAACCCACAGGGACACCACCUGGUCAUGGACGCCCUGGAUCACUAUAAAAGUCUGAAGAUCCACCAGUACCGCUUCAGCGUCAUCAUGAACGAGCUGCAUGCGACGGACAACGUGCCAUAUAUGGUCAUCCUCAUGAGUGUGGUCAACGUGAUCAUCUACAGGGUACAGGACCUGAGGAAGAGGGACAAACUACGCAAAGAGUUCAUCGGACUACAAUUACUGGAUUUACUUCCAAAACUGAGGGAGACGGAUGAUGUGGACCUGAACAUCCAAUGUGAGACCUUUGAGGACACCAUGGCAUAUGAUGAUGCUGAGAUGGAGAGCAUGUACGGAGGUAUUGACAUGAGCAGUCACCAGGAUGUCUUCGCCAUACUCUUCACCAAAGUGAGUAGCUCCCCUGCCUCGAUGCAGUUGCUGUCCAUCCUGCACGCGCUGUUGUUGUUGGGGCCGGAACACAGUGAGGUGUGGCUGGCCCUGGAGGCUCUGGCUGACCGUGCUAGUCUGCUGGCACAGGAACCUGAAGUUGACUCCACCGAGCGCUUGAUGGAACGUCUGGUGUCCUCCAAGGCUCAGCAAGGGUCACCUAAGGUCAAGGUCAAGACCACAGACAGGGGCGUUCAGAUAGACCUGAGAGAAAGAUUGACCGAUCAUUUGGUCGUCCUCGUUAAAGGAUCUACCUCCCCUGUUGCCACUGCACCCACCCCUCCUUCUCCUCCUCCACCACCACCACUACAAGGCAUGGCAGCUUUCGGCACACCCCCACCCCAACCUCCACCCCCACCACUUCUUAGCUUCUCUGGGAUGCAGCCCCCUCCCCCUCCCCCGCCUCUCCCCGGUCUCCCUCCUACCCAACCUCAUCUACCAGGGAUGGGGUAUGGGAGUCCACCGCCUCCCCCACCCCUGCCUGGCAUGGGUCCCCCCACCACCACCCCUACCUGGGAUGGGUCCCCCACCACCACCAGCCCUGCCUGGGAUGGGUCCCCCACCACCACCACCCCUGCCUGGGAUGGGUCCCCCACCCCCACCACCACUGCCUGGUAUGGGCCCUCCACCUCCCCCUGGUGGCGGUGACAUGAUUAUGGCCCAGAGUGUGCAGACGCUGGGCCGAUCCUACUAUGCCCCUCCACCCAAGGCGGGCCGCUGCCCCACACUACGCAUGAAGAAGCUCAACUGGCAGAAGCUGCCAUCCAGAGUGGUGACUGACAGUCACUCCAUGUGGACAUCGGUACAGUCAGAUUCUCUGGAGCCUGACUACUCCAGUAUUGAGGAGCUCUUCUGUCUGCCAGUGACAGAGUCAAAGGCCAAAGGCAGCGCCCCUGCGGUCAAACAGGAGCCCAAAGAG